Equus caballus (horse) is the source of this 2228-nucleotide messenger RNA. RefSeq names its product testis expressed 19 (gene TEX19). Lineage: Eukaryota; Metazoa; Chordata; Mammalia; Perissodactyla; Equidae. Gene Ontology annotation, biological process: placenta development; male gonad development; spermatogenesis. Gene Ontology annotation, cellular component: cytoplasm; nucleus. The record is from RefSeq and is a predicted model, not a curated record.
CGUCCUGGUGGCUGAGGCUCAUGGGAGAUAUGCAGAUGCGCCCAGAGCACCAUGGGAAGUUGGCCCUUUAUAUUCCGGGGCAGGGGGUGGGUGUUUCUUUCCCCGGCGCCCGCCUGCUCCCCGGAGGACAGGGCAAUUGCACAAGCUGAAGAAACUUCUGGAAGUUCAGUCUUCCCAGCCCCAGCAGGUCCCCGUGGAAUCAGGACCGGUUCCUCCCGCUCCCGACGGACUCCCCUGCAAGAAACACCUUCCUCCGCCUCUCCCUCCUGACCCUCCUCCCCCGCCCCCGAGGCCGGACCCCCUGCAGUCCCCACGGUGCCUGCCAGUCCGCUCUUGCGUCCACGCGGUCGGUCGAGCGGGGGCGGGCAGCGACAUGUGUCCCCCGGUCAGCGCGCGGCACGCGGGGGAGGGCAUGUCCUGCCUGCACGCGUCCUGGCUGUACCAGCUGCAGCACGGCAGCCACCUGAGGCUGUGCUUCGCUUGCUUCAAGACCGCCUUUCUGGACCUGAGGGACUUGCUGGAGUCGGACAUCUGGGAGGAUGAAGACUGGGACUUUGACCUGAUGGACCUCGCCGAGGCGGAACCUCUGCAGGGGGCGUCCCCGGGGUCCGACUGGGGGCAGGGCCAGGGGCAGCCUGCGCAGGGGCCGUCUGCGGCGUGGGGGUCGGGCAGCCUGGCGUCGGCCCCUGAGGAGUCAGAAGAGGUGGGGCUGGACUACCACUUUGUGCCCACCGAGCUGGAGCCUCAGGAUGUGACCCCCCUGUGCCUGGGUCCUGAGGAUGCUGACUGGACCCAGGGCCUUCCCUGGAGAUUCGGGGGGCUCCCUACCUGCUUGCACUGGCCAUCGCCCCCUCUUCUGUGGCAGAGAUUUCUCAGCCUGGACCUGCACCCCGGGGAGCCCAUGGUGUUGGAGCUGGGCACCACCCGGGCCGUGGACCCCACUGAGGCCAAGGCCUGGUUAGGGGACCUGCAAGUGGUGUCCAUGGUGGGCUGCCACGAUGCUGUCUACUUCCGGAAGAUGACGCCGGCGUGGGCCAUGCAGGCCUCGGAGGGGUGCUGGGAGCUGCUGCUGGAGCCGGGCGAGGUGUGGGCGGUGAGGCUCCAAGAUGCAGCCCCCGGGCAGGACUUGCACAGGUGGAAGCUGAGCGUUCUGGAAUCCUGUUCCCCAGGGCAGAGUGAAGAGCUGGUCCCUGCAGACGCAGCCCUGCUUAAGAUGGGGUUCACGAUCCUCUCUUACUCACCCUGGACCAAAAGGGAGGUCCAGGAGGGGGAGCCAGCGUCUGGGUCUCUGUCCUCCACCCAAGAAAGGGAUCCCAGCACCGCUGAGACCCGGAGCAGUGGGUCCAGAGGGCCUGGGGAGAGCCUCGGGCCUGGGGGAGCUGCCCUAUUUCCAGCGUCUCAGCCCAGGGCCCCAGGGCUGAGGGACUGAGGCCCAAGUGUUCACAUUGUUCUGGCGGCCCCCAGACGCCUGAGACUGGGAAGGACUGGCAGCUGCCCCUUCAUGAUGGCCAGGGGAGCAUUUUGGCAAAGGAUGGGGACUUGUGGGUGUGGAGGAAGAAUGGGGAGUGUCCUGGGGACUGAGAAGUGGGACCUGCGGCGGCCUCAGGGAAGGCACCCAAAUGCCUGUAACUGGGAGAGAAGUGCUUCUGUGUCAAAUGUCACGGAGUUAGGAAUGUGACGCUCUCCAGGAGGUGCCUCAUGAGCGGUUGCUGUGCAGCGUGUGAAGUGGCAGCAGGACACGGACCUGUGCAGCGGCCUGCCCUGUCCGUGGGGAGGGACGUCUCAAGUGUGACACUGAGUCCCUGGAUCACCCCAGAGUCUGGCAGCCACCGGGAAAUGUGCUUGCCUUUGCCUGGAUGGUCUCUGCGGCUCCCCAGGACCCUGUCAGCGGGGACUGCGGUGUGCGGUGGGGUUCUAUGCAGUUUGUUCAGUCCGUGUUUCUUUGUAUGUUACUUAGUUAAAUGAAGCUAUAAGAAUUUUGCACUAAGCCCCUGUGCUAGUCAUCCCUCAGCUCGUCCUAGUUGAUUGGCCUUGUCAUCUCAGUGUGCAGGUUUAGCCACCUGACAGAUUUCAAUCCCUUGUGAGCAGGGGAAAGAAGGUGGGAGUAGCACAGGACAGUGACGGUUCUGGUCAGUUUUUUGGCUGGGAGUUUGUUUCACAGGUAUUCAUUUCAAUUUGUAAAAUACGUUCACAUGCUUUAAAUAAAGACGGGCCAUGUUUUGAAUAAU